Corylus avellana is the source of this 1932-nucleotide messenger RNA. RefSeq names its product O-Glycosyl hydrolases family 17 protein. Gene Ontology annotation, molecular function: hydrolase activity, hydrolyzing O-glycosyl compounds. The record is from RefSeq and is a predicted model, not a curated record. Lineage: Eukaryota; Viridiplantae; Streptophyta; Magnoliopsida; Fagales; Betulaceae. Gene Ontology annotation, biological process: carbohydrate metabolic process.
CCCAUCAAAUCACUACCUCCACCCCAUCCCAUCCGAUUCUUUCUCUCCUACCCUUUUCUUUCUCUCUUCUCAAAGCCAAUUGCCUCGAAACCCCUCGAACACCUUUUGACGCAUUAAGCGUCACUGGUCACCACUCACCACUCACCACUCACUUGUCUUCUUCAACUCCCCUAUCAUUUUUUUUUUCCCGGCAGAGCUUUAUCAGAGUAAAACGACGACGGAGAUGGGUUUUGUUUUUCUGCUCUUUCUCUCCCUCUUUGUCUCCUUUUCCGGCGCGGAGAUGUCGGGGAAGGUCGGGGUAAACUACGGCCAGCUAGGGAACAAUCUGCCGUCGCCGUCACGGUCGGUGGAGCUUAUCAAAUCCCUGAAUGCUAAGCGGGUGAAGAUCUACGAUGCCAACCCGGAUAUCCUCAAAGCCCUCAAGCACACGGACAUUCAAGUCUGCAUUAUGGUCCCCAACCAGCUCAUCGUCAACAUCUCCGGCAACCAAACCCUCGCCGACGACUGGGUCCGAUCCAACGUGGUGCCAUUUUACCCGGAUACCAUGAUCCGGUACCUCCUCGUCGGCAAUGAAAUCAUCAGCUCCUCCGACACCCAAACCUGGGACAACCUCGUCCCUGCAAUGCGCAAAAUCAGUAGUUCCCUGAAAGCCCAUGGCAUCCGCAAGGUCAAAGUCGGGACCCCUUCUGCAAUGGACGUCCUACAAUCAUCAUUUCCACCCUCCAACGGCACUUUCCGGUCGGACGUUUCGGGUCGGGUCAUGAAACCCAUGUUGCAGUUCCUGAACCGGACCAAGUCCUUUUUCUUCCUGGAUGUGUACCCGUAUUUCCCUUGGUCCUCCGACCCGGUCAAUAUCAAACUAGACUACGCUCUGUUGCAGCCCACGAACACCACCUAUACGGACCCGGGUUCGGGUCUUACCUACACCAACCUGUUUGACCAAAUGGUCGACGCUGUGAUUUUCGCUAUGAACCGACUCGGGUACCCGGAUAUCCGGGUCUUUAUUGCCGAAACGGGUUGGCCCAACGGCGGCGAUUAUGACCAGAUUGGCUGCAACAUUUACAACGCUGCCACUUACAAUCGCAACGUGGUCAAGAAGUUCACGUCCAAGCCACCGGUGGGUACGCCGGCCCGGCCGGGUAGGGUCCUGCCGUCGUUCAUUUUCUCGCUGUACAACGAGAAUCAGAAACCGGGCCCGGGCACGGAGCGUCAUUUCGGGUUGUUGUACCCGAACGGGUCGGGUGUGUACGGGAUAGACUUGACCGGAGAAACGCCAGAGUCGGAGUUCAAGCCGUUGCCGGAGCCGACGAACAACGAGCCGUACAAGGGGAAGAUAUGGUGUAUGGUGGCAAAGGGAGCGAAUAGGAGUGCUGUUGGGUCGGCGUUGUCGUACGCAUGCUCGCAGGGGAACAAAACUUGUGACCCGAUCCAACCCGGUGGAAAGUGCCAUAAACCCGAUUCGUUGGUUUGGCACGCGAGCUACGCGUUUAGUUCCUAUUGGUCGCAGUUCAAGAAGGUCGGUGGGACCUGCUCCUUCAAUGGGCUCGCUGCGCAGACAAUAAAGGAUCCAAGUUAUGGAUCCUGCAAGUUUCCAAGUGUGACACUUUGAAGGAGAUAGUGGAUAAUUAUUAGCAAGCUUGAUUAGGGUUUCCCUUUUAAUUAUUUAUUUAUUUAUUUUUCCAGUUGCAGUUAAUUUAGAAGUCAACCACAUUUUCAGGAUUAUAAUGGGCGUCCAAAUCACUCACGAGAUUUUGAUGCUUUUUUUUUUUUUUUUUCUUCAACUUGUUAUGUACUAUGUUUUGGGAUUUUCAUUUAAUAACCCACAAGCCUCCAACGGCUAUUUUUUGCCCCUAGUGGUGUCAUUGGUGGUAAACAGUCGUACCUUCUGAGGACUAAAAUGGCCCAUAUUAAAAUGUUCAUUGCUCUUUAUAA